Dioscorea cayenensis subsp. rotundata (Guinea yam) is the source of this 1381-nucleotide messenger RNA. RefSeq names its product probable transcription factor At3g04930. The record is from RefSeq and is a predicted model, not a curated record. Gene Ontology annotation, cellular component: nucleus. Lineage: Eukaryota; Viridiplantae; Streptophyta; Magnoliopsida; Dioscoreales; Dioscoreaceae. The coding region runs from base 35 to 1123 and encodes 362 amino acids. Gene Ontology annotation, biological process: regulation of DNA-templated transcription. The transcript has a single exon.
CUGAUUCACUGAUCCUGACCCAAUUCCUCCGCCGAUGGCUUCCGCCGCCGACGACGACCUGCACCGCCAGCGCACCGGCUUCGAAUCCGGCGCCUCCGAUGACACCGACUCAGACGAUGACAGUUCCUUCGCUCCCGGCGGUGCCGAUGCCGUUGAACCACCCCCAAACCCUAAUCCUAGCGUUGCCUUCACCGCUGCUGAUCCCCAGAACGGUGACGUAGAUACCUCCUCUCCAGAGCUCAAGCGCCGCCACAUCUCUGAACUCGGAGAGAUCCGCUCUACGUCGGUGGCGCCGGCAGGCCCUGAUGAUCCGCGGAGGCUAUUUCAGCGUCUUUUCAGCGAUGAGGACGAGAUUGCAAUCUUGAAGGGGUUUCUGGAGUUCGUCACCCAACGAGGCACUACCCACGCUUCGUACCAGUACGAUACGGGACCGUUCUACGACCAGAUAAAGGCGAAGCUGCAACUGGAGUUCUCCAAGAACCAGCUCGUCGAGAAGCUGCGGCGGCUCAAGAAGAAGUACCGCACCGCCGUGGCGCGGAUCGGGUCUGGCCGCGGCGGAUCCCCCUUUAAGAGCCCCCAUGAUCGCGCCGCCUUUGAGUUAUCCCGCCAGAUCUGGAGCCCUACCUUCAAGCGCCCCCGCGACCAGCGCGCCGAGGCCGAGAAUAGCAACGGUGAUCCAAACACGCCUAACCCUAACCCCGUUGAUCCGAUCGACUCCGCGGCUGGUUUCGAAGCUCCCGAUCAGAGUGCGUUACAAUCAAGAAAACGCCAAAGGGAGAGAUCGGGCCCUGUGGAGGUCGCCGUCGAGGGUUUGGCGACGCCGGCGAUGUCGAACAACCAAAUGAUCGAGGAGACGAUGAGGAGCUGUCUCAGUCCGUUGUUAAAAGAGCUGCUCAAUACGGCGAUUUUGGGGCCGAGAAUCUCCGGCGGCAGUGGGUCUCUGGCGGCGUGGUUGAAUCCCUUACCUUUUAGUUUGGUGUCCGGCGGAGGGGCGGCAGGGAUGGAUGAGAAGCUAAGAAAACAGCAGAUCAUGGAGCUGGAGGUUUUGGCGAAGCGGAUGGAGCUGGUGAAGGAGCAGAUCGAAUUGAAGCUGGUGGAGCUCAAAUCCAACAAGAGAGGAUGAUGAUGAUGAUGAUGAUGAUGAUGAUGCUCAGGUUUGGCGGCGUGUUUCCCUCCACGACCAUUAAUGGCCUCCAUUAAAUCAAAGAAAAUAGAAAUGAAAACUUUUUAUUUAUUAUUAAAAAAAAAAAAAAACAAAAAAAAUCUUUAUCGUUUGUGAUUAUUAUUGGUGAUAGUGUUUAUGAUUGAGAGCUUCUCUUGGGUUAGAAUUUUGAAUUUGAAUUAGAGUGGGAUUAUUAUAGUUAGAAUCAGAAAAAAAAAA